AUGCCAGAGAGAGAAGCAAGGGAUUUCACUUUUCUUAUCAACGAUUACAUUGUGGAGAAGAAGGCUGAUGUGGUCAGAUGGAAUGGUAUUGGGAUCCCACUAUACAGGGACUUUCUAGUGAUAAUGGAAGGGGACAGAGAAGGCAGCAAGUCUGGAGCAGGCAUUGGAGCGGCACAAAAGCUCUUUAAGUUAAGCAUUACAACUGAUCACUGGCUAUUCGGGCGAGGAGAAAACCAAUCAGUUUUUUCAGGAAUCAAAAGCAAACAGGCUAGGAAUCUUACAUCAAUGGCUGAGCUAAAGGACUUGCAGUCCAAAGGAAAUGACUCCUUUUGCCUCCAAAAACCAUUUUGGGUUUGGCCUUUGAAAGCACAUUUUUACUUAGGGAACAAACACAAAGUGGAACGAUCACCCUUUAAAGAGCUGCCAUUGUACUGCUAUGAGACACUGGCUGGUGCUACACAAAAUUUUCAUCCACAGAGAAAACUGAGAUAUGUUUCUUUUGCUACAGUUUACAAGGGGAUUCUGUCAAGUGGUCAGGAAAUCGUAGUGAAAAGGCAUUCAGGCUCUCAACAACAAGAGAAUAUGGAAUUCAGGAAUGAAUAUAUGGUCAUGUCUCAGCUGCAACACCAUAACCUUGUUAGAGCCCUGGGUUGCUGUGUUGAAAGAAAAGAGAAAAUGCUAAUUUAUGAAUACUUGCCAAAUGGAACCCUGGACGCAAUUUUAUUUGAUCCUGGAAAACAGUCUUUACUUGAUUGGACGAGGCGCGAGAGCAUCAUUAAAGGGAUUGCGACAAGCCUCCAUUAUCUUAACCGAAAUUCAAGAUUCAAGGUUAUUCGUGGAGAUCUAACAGCAAGUAACAUCCUCUUAGAUAGAGAACUGAAUCCAAAAAUAUCAAUCUUCCGUGUUUCAAGAUUUUCCUUUCUAGCUUUGCUCCUUUCUCUUGAUACGGCUUCAGACUGCCUAACGGAGGGAUUAGUUUCGGAGAAGUCAGAUGUCUACAGCUUUGGGGUGCUGCUACUAGAGAUCAUACGUGAAAAGAGAUGCAGCACUGGUGGUAUUGGCACGGAUUACCUUGGACUGAUAGGAUGGGCCUGGAAACUGUGGAUUGAUAAUAAAACAGUAAAGUUGGUUGAUCCAGCGAUUCUAUCUCCAGGCAUUGAACUGGAAAUAGUGAGAUACAUCCACGUUGCACGUGUCUGUACGUGUUUCGAUGUUGAGCUUCCACCGCCCAAACUACCUGUUUAUUCUGCAUGGAAGAGUGUGCAUGGCAAUGAAAUUUGUGCACAACACGGAGAUUCUGUUAGGGAUUCAACAACUUGGAAGGAAGAUAGCAGUUUACCAUGUUGUUGUAGUGAAUGUACUAUCAUCAUUUUCUGGCUUUCGCAUUUUUCUGGCCAGUUUUCUUUGUACCUUUGCAGGUCACCUGGCGAAAAUGAUACGCCCGGGAUUCCAGCUCAAAAAAAGAACAAACAAAAUCAAAUUCAUUUGUCAUCAGCCUGUACUUCAGGCUGCUUCAUGUCGCCACUGAGAAAUACUCGGGUCUGGUCAUUUUUCUUUCUUUUUUUGUCUUUCAAUGAGGGAAUUAACUGGGUAACUUCCUGCGGUUUUCCCUCGAGAUUGGAGCAAUCGUCCAAGUCAACUGAGAUAUUAUUAUGGCUCAUUCUAGCUAUAAUUUGCCUGGGAAUUAACACUGAGAGCAAAGAAGAAUCCCUGCAACAGGAAAGCAAAGGUACACACAAACUUUUUCACUUUCGACCAGACAAGCAGGAAUAUAUGUUCUCUAUCAUUAGUCCAGUUUUGAUCUGGGUUCUUUUUCCAUGCAUCUUGUUGCCAAUCUUUGUGAAUUGUGAUGUUGCUUUGAAUUCUGGGUGUGAUCACCUCACCCUAACUGCCCUUGAUGGCCGUGAAUGGGUGGGAGAAUCAGUUUCCUCAUACUACUUGUCAGGCAAAUCAAGAAGCUCCACUGCAGGAGACCAAACUUCUUCAUUUCCGGGGUUUGAUCCUGUUCCUUAUAAAACUUCAAGAAUAUCUGCUACUGAGUUCCAUUACAAUUUUUACCUCGAGCCAGGUCAGAAAUUCAUCCGCCUUCAUUUUUUCCCUGCUUCUUAUCGUGGUUUUGAAAGAUCCAUUGAUUAUUUCAACGUCAAAGCUGGUCCCUUUACCCUUCUUAAGGAUUAUAGUGCCUCAUUUAUUGCUGAAACUUUGGGUGUAAAGUACAUCGUUAAGGAGUUCUGCUUGAACAUAGAAGAGAGCAAACACUUGAAAAUAAGUUUUAUCCCUUCUCAGAAUAGCAGCUUGAACCGCAAUGUACAUGCUUUUGUUAAUGGCAUUGAGAUUAUUUCCAUGCCAACUGGUCUCUAUUACACCCUGGAAGGUGAGGUAGGACCUCCUAUUGUCGGUUUAACUAAUCGAUUCUACAUUAUUGAUAAUAGCACUGCGCUUGAAGUGGUGCAGAGGUUCAAUGUAGGAGGGACCUCCAUCCCUCCAGUGGAAGAUGUUGGCCUUUUCCGUCGAUGGAAUCAGGAUACUGAUUAUUUUCUGGACUCAGCAGUCAUUCAAGUGAAUCAUCAGGAACUUAAGAUUAAGUAUAUAACCAUCCCAACAUUUAUAGCACCGCUAAAAAUUUUUCAGACAUCCUGGAAAAUAGGAAGAAGCCCUGGAGCAAAUCAGAUGUACAAGUUAAGGUGGAAGGUACCGGUAGAUUUAGGAUUUGGGUACUUAGUCAGGCUUCACUUCUGUCACCUUGAUUCCAUCGCAGACCUCGAGCAGAGAGAGUUCAGUGUUCUCAUAAAUAAUCAGAUUGCUGAGGCUAAAGCUAAUGUGAUCAAGUGGAGUGGUGGGGCUGGGAUUCCAGUUUACCGCGACUAUGUCAUAAUAUUAAAAGGUGAGUUUGAAGGAAGCAAAUCCAGUCUCUUGAUUGGAUUAGAAUCAUCGCAUGGAUCUGUCUUGAAACUCCUUAAUGGACUAGAGAUAUUCAAGUUGAGCGAUCUGAGAAACAAUCUAGCAGCUCCAAAACCAGUAUUUCCAGAAAGGAUAAUAACCUCUAAGGAUAAUGUGUCCUUGAUCUUCAGCAAAAUCAAUGUUUUUGGGACAGGCAUGACGAUCCUCAUUAUUUUACUUAGCCUGCUUACUUAUGAAGUGAGAUUUUUCUGGGAAGCGAAUCUCCAUGAUGGAAAACAUCCAGAAUCAGCCACUGUAGAAGAAUGUUCUUAUUUAUUCUCACUUGCAGACAUAAAGAAAGCAACCGAAAAUUUUAGUGAGGAACUUGUCAUUGGAAGGGGCGGGUUUGGCAGUGUGUAUAAAGGGUCCAUUCCUGGAGUUGCAAAGACUGCUGCAAUAAAACGUUUGAAUCCUAGCUCCAGGCAAGGGGCUCGUGAGUUCUGGACUGAAAUUGAAACGCUCUCCAAACUCCGGCACUAUCAUCUCGUUUCUUUGAUAGGAUACUGUAACGAGCACCAGGAGAUGAUUCUUGUUUACGAGUACAUGCCAUGUGGAACGCUGGCUGAUAAUCUAUACAAAUUUCCCAGAAAUGAGAAGGAAUUCACUCCUCUGACAUGGGAGCAAAGGCUUAGAAUCUGCAUUGGAGCUGCUCGUGGACUGGAAUACCUCCACACCGGCAGUCAAUAUGGAGUCAUACAUAGAGAUGUAAAGGAUACAAACAUCCUCUUGGAUGAGAAUUUUGUGGCUAAGAUCUCUGAUUUUGGGCUCUCUAAGCUUGAAAGGACGAGUCAUUCUAAGAGCUAUGUUAGUACAAAUGUCAAAGGCACAGUUGGGUAUUUGGAUCCAGACUAUUUCAGGACGCAUAGAUUGACAAGAAAAAGUGAUGUGUAUUCUUUUGGUAUCGUGAUGUUGGUAAUUUUGUCAGGGAAACCUGCAGUGAACUCCAGACGACCUCGGAGUAUGCUAACAUGCUUUCAAGAUUGUAUAGCAGAUGGCGAUUUUGGUAAAAUACUCGAUCUGUCGUUACAGGGGAAAAUUUCAUCAGACGGACUAGGAGAAUUUGUGAAUAUCGUUGGAAACUGCUUGCAAGAGAUGCCCAAGAGGCGACCUACUAUGUCUCAAGUGGUUGCAGAUUUGGAGCAGGUAUUGAAGAAACAUGGGGGCGAAAAUGGUUUUGCAUCAGUAGAUAUAGUUGACCAACCUUGUGAUCAGAGCAACAUUCAUUCGUUCCAUUUCCAGCUUAAAGCUGAGAGUAUUAUAUCCGCACCGUCAGAAGGAAUCACAAGUACAACGUCAAGGAAAAUGUUAGAUACACAAAACUCACUUACUAGAGGAGCGCAUUUGCAGCUGAGAGGACAGGACUCAGCUCCAGGUCGAAAGGCGUUGUGGGUUUGGCCAUGGAGGGCAGUCUGGAACAGAGGAAACAGGCGAAAUGCUCAAGAAUUAGUUCCUCAUACAUCAGGAAACAAGCUACAAGCUGUGGAAUCGUUUCCCGCAGAUGUCCUAUUGUAUGAUUAUCAAACAUUGGCUGAUGCAACACGUAAUUUUCAUCCCGAAAAUCUCAUUAGGUCAGGAGUUUCUGGCAACGUUUACAAGGGGACGUUGAGGAAUGGGGAAGAAGUUGUAGUGCGGACGCUAUUAAACGCUUCCAAUCAAGGCGACGUGGAGUUCAGGGGCGAAGUUGUAUCCAUGCGGAAACUGGAGCACCAUAAUAUCGUCAGACUCAUCGGCUGCUGUGCUGAAAGAUCACAAAGAAUGCUAGUUAAUGAGUACAUGCCAAGCCUGGAUGCCUAUCUAUUUGAUUCGGCGAAAGCAGAUUUACUGGAUUGGAAUAGAAGAAAAGUCAUCAUUGAAGGGAUUGCUUGCGGCCUUCUUUACCUUCAUCGCGAUUCAAAUGUCAAAACAGUUCACGGAGAUCUGAACCCAAGUAACAUUCUCCUGGAUAAAGAGCUGAAACCCAAAAUAUAUUGCCCUGACUUUGGGAGAAUACUCAAAAAACUCAGAGACCCAACAUCAACCCUGGUUUCAAGGGCGCAGUACUACAUGGCCCCAGAAUAUUUUAUACUUGGAAUAUUUUCAGAGAAGUCAGAUGUCUACAGCUACGGCCGGCUGAUAUUAGAGAUUAUAACUGGAAAGAUGGUAUUUUUUUGGGACAAUGGUAGUGUUCCGCAAUUCGAAAGAUGGGCAUGGAAGUUUUGGGAAGAAAAUGAGAUGAUAGAAGUGGAUCCUGCAAUAUUAUGUCCAGACACUGAAACGGAAAUUUCGAGAUAUGUUCAUAUUGGUGGGUUUCCGAUAGAGUUCCGGCAACCAGACGAUUUACAACUGACGUUGCCAUCAACUGUGGCUCCGAUGGGAAGUCAAUUGCGAGUAAUGGUCGUCAAUGGGUCAGAGAAUCGGCCUCCAAUUUCAUCCCUGGUCAACCCAGGUCAGAAAAUCCUUCGCCUUCAUUUUUGCUCUGCCUCCUACACUGGUUUUGAUAAGUCCUUCCCUCAAUUUAGUGUCAAAGCUGGUCCCUUUACACUCCUUAAAGACUACAAUCCUGCAGUCACUGUGAAUAGUUUGGGCACAAAGCAUAUUGUUAAGGAAUUCUUUCUGAAUGUGGAACCAAAUGAACAAUUGGCCAUAACAUUUUCUCCUUCUUUGAUUGGCGAAUCAAAGAGCAAAGUAUAUGCAUUUGUGAAUGGGAUUGAGAUCAUCUCCAUGCCUAUGGGUCUCUAUUACACUCCUGAACAUGAACUAGGAGCCCGUUUAAUUGGUAGCAAUCGGUAUUUCAUUGUUGAAAAUAGCACCGCCCUUGAAGUGAUACAGAGGUUGAACAUUGGAGGGAGCUCCAUACCCCCUGCAGAAGAUGUGAGCUUGUUUCGGCAAUGGAAUGAGGAUAUUAAGUACUUGGUUGAACCGAAAGCUCGCCGUGUGGAUCAUCUGGCGCUGAAGAUUAAGCUUUCAAAUGUUCCGGCAUUGAUUGCACCACCCAAAAUUUACCAGACAUGCUGGAAAACAGAUACAAGCAUGGUUAAGAAGAUGUAUCACUUUAAAUGGAAAGUUCCGAUAGACCUGGGAUUCGCUUAUCUAGUGAGGCUACAUUUCUGUGAGCUCAACUAUGGGAUGGCAGAAAGAGAGUCUAGGGAGUUCAGCAUUCUUGUGAACAAUCAGAUUGCAGAGGCUAAGGCUGAUGUUCUCACAUGGAGCGGUGAUAUUGGAAUCCCUGUGUACAGAGAUUAUGUAGUGAUAAUGGAAGGCAAUAAAGAAGGCAGAAACUCUGAUCUCUUGAUUGAAAUGCAAUCAAGAGAUGCAUUAGCUUUUGGACUCCUUAAUGGGCUGGAGAUCUUCAAGUUGAGCAACCUCAACAACGAGUUAGCUGCAGCUGCUCCAAAACUUGAGUUUCCGAAAAGAAUGUAUCUAGCUUUUGGCCUAACCAAUCGCACUGGAACAUCCUUAAGGCUAUCCUCUAUGAUCUUAUUCUUGGCUGUUGUCCUAAUCUACUAUAUCUUGGUGAAACUUGGGAAAAAAAAGUCCCAAGUUAAAAAAUGUGCACAGUCAGUCUCGGUGAAACCAUCUUGCCUUCGCUUCUCGCUUGCUAAGAUCAAGAAAGCAACCCAAAACUUCAGUGAGGCAUCAGUCAUUGGGAGGGGUGGAUUUGCUGUAGUUUAUAAAGGGUGCAUUCAGGGCAUUGCCGGGUCUGUUGCCAUAAAAAGGUUAAAGUCCAAUUCUACGCAAGGAGCUCAGGAAUUUUGGGCAGAAAUCAAAACACUUUCAGAACUCCGGCACAAACAUCUUGUGUCAUUGAUUGGGUAUUGCAAUGAGUCUGGGGAGAUGAUUCUUAUCUAUGAAUACAUUUCUGGGAAACCUGCAGUGGACAAAACAAAACCAGGAGAACCACUGAGUCUCAUAUUGCGCUUCCGGCAAUGUAUGGCAGAUGGUGAUAUCAAAAGCAUGGUAGAUCCCGACAUAAAGGGGGAAAUUCCAUCAAAGGUAUUGGCAAAAUUUGUGAAAGAUAUCGAAAGCUGCUUGCUCCCGUUGCCCAAGAAACGACCUACCAUGACUCAGUUGGUGGUAAGUCUGGAGCAGGCAUUGGAGCAUCAUCUGGAUAGAGUCAAAUCUCCUCCACCAAUGGAGAAAAUCAGGGCCAAAUCUACUCAGGGUACUUCCUCAUCCUUUGGAAGAAAAGAAGUACAGGUUACUGGAAGGGGAUCAAAACCUGUCCGGAAACCAUUCUGGAAUUCGUUAGUGAAAGAUCUUUGGAACACUGAUGAUGAAUUGGUGAUCGAUUGGCCUUUCAAUGGAAUGAAGAUGAAAAUCGACCGUUUUCUUGGAAGAUCUGUCGAGAUUCCUACGAGGCGUAGUUAUUUAGGACAAUAA
Oldenlandia corymbosa var. corymbosa is the source of this 7299-nucleotide messenger RNA. The record is from the annotation of a GenBank genome assembly. NCBI's taxonomy places the organism in Eukaryota, Viridiplantae, Streptophyta, Magnoliopsida, Gentianales, Rubiaceae.